Messenger RNA from Saprolegnia parasitica CBS 223.65, 2856 nucleotides. RefSeq lists its product as hypothetical. The record is from RefSeq and is a predicted model, not a curated record. Lineage: Eukaryota; Oomycota; Saprolegniomycetes; Saprolegniales; Saprolegniaceae. Gene Ontology annotation, molecular function: translation initiation factor activity; GTPase activity; GTP binding. The transcript is spliced from 2 exons. Bases 1 to 2856 code for a protein of 951 amino acids.
AUGCCACCGAAGAAGGGGAAGAAGCCCGCGCCCGCCAAGAAGGCCGUCUCUGGCGACGACGACUGGGACAUCCUCAACGAGUUCGCGACGCCUGCUCCUGCGCCCGUGGAAGCGGCGCCGGCGCCGGCCGAGCCCACGACCGAGGCCGAGCCUGCCGCCGUCGACGACGCGGUGGCGGCCCACUUGGCCAGCUUGGGUAUCUCGGCCAGCGCGGCUGCGGACAAGAAGAAGAAGAAGAAGGGCAAGAAGAAGGGCGACGAUGCCAAGGACGAGGCACCCGCGGCUGCGGCUGCACCUGCCCCGGCUGGCCCGAAGAAGCCCCUCUCGGCUGCUGCCAAGGCGCUCUUGGAACGCCAAGCGGCCCUCAAGGCCGAGCAGGAGCGCCUCCAGGCGAUCCAGGAAGAAGAGGAGCGCCUUGAGCGGGAAGCCGAGGCCGCGCGCCUCGAAGUGAUCCGCAAGAAGGAAGAGGCGGCCGAGCGCAAGCGUCUCGCCAAGAAGGCCAAGGUCGAAGCUGCCAAGGCCGAGGGUACCUACAUGACGAAGGCGCAGAAGCUCAAGGCGCAGCGCGCGCAGGCGGCUUUGGAAGCCAUGAAGGCGCAGGGUCUUGUCUCGAUUGCUGCCGACGAAGAGAAGAAGCCUGUUGUGUACACCAACACGAAGAAGAACAAGAAGCAGCCCAAGAAGGAAGAAGACGUCGUCGAAGAGGUCAAGCCCGCGACCGAGGACGUGCCGGAUGCCUGGGACGCCAGCGACAACGAGGACAAGGCCGAGGCCGACGCCCCGGACGCGUGGGACGAUGAUGAGUGGGACGACUCGGCGCUCAUUGCGACGAUCCAGCAAAAGGUCGAGGAGACGACGACGACGGCUGCCGAGGACGAGGUCGAAGAUCUCAUCGAGCUCGAGAAAGAAAAGAGAAGGAGCCGCCAGGCCGAGCAGGAAGCCGAGGCGGCUCUCGCGGCCGAGGCGGAGACCGUCCGCUCCAAGGCCAAGCAAGAGGAAGACCGCAAGAAGCGCGAGGCUGCCGAACGCCGCCGCGUUCGCGAGGAGGAAGCCCGUGCGGCCAUCUCGGAGGAUAACCUUCGGUCGCCGAUUUGCUGUAUCAUGGGCCACGUCGAUACGGGCAAGACCAAGCUCCUCGACAACAUCCGCAAGACCAAGGUGCAGGACGCCGAGGCUGGCGGUAUCACGCAGCAGAUUGGUGCGACCUUCUUCCCUGUCGAGGCCAUCAAGCAAAAGACGGCUGCGCUUCAGAAGGUGACCAACCUCCAGUACAAGCUGCCGGGUCUCCUCGUCAUUGACACGCCGGGCCACGAGAGUUUUACCAACCUUCGCUCGCGCGGCUCGUCGCUCUGCGACAUUGCCAUCCUCGUCGUCGAUAUCAUGCACGGCCUCGAACCCCAGACGCUCGAAUCGCUGCGCCUCUUGCGUGCCAAGCGCGCGCCGUUUGUUGUCGCCCUUAACAAGAUUGAUCGCUGCUACUCGUGGAAGACGUGCCCGGACAUGCCGAUCCGCGACGCGCUCGCGCUCCAGAACGAACACGUGGUGCGCGAGUUUGAAGACCGCGCCAAGAAGAUCAUGGUCGAGUUUGCCGAGCAGGGCCUCAACGCUGAGGUCUACUGGCGCAACAAGGAUCUCGGGCGCACCGUGUCGCUCAUCCCGACGUCGGCGAUUUCCGGCGAAGGCGUCCCGGAUCUGCUCAUGAUGCUCACCAAGCUCACGCAGGAGCGCAUGGCCAAGUCGCUUGCGUUUGUCGACAUUCUCCAGUGUACCGUGCUCGAAGUCAAGGUCAUCGAAGGCCUCGGCACGACCAUUGAUACGAUUCUCGUCAACGGCUCGCUGAGCGAAGGCCAGACGAUUGUCGUCUGUACGCUGGAAGGCCCGGUGGUCUCGACGAUUCGAUCGCUACUGACGCCGCACCCGAUGAAGGAGAUCCGCGUCAAGGGCGAGUACAUCCACCACCAGACCAUCAAGGCCGCGAUGGGUGUCAAGAUUUGCGCCCAAGGCCUCGAGAAGGCGGUGGCCGGCACGCAGAUCCACGUCGUGGGCCCUGACGACGACGUCGAGGAGCUCAAGGACUCGGUUAUGUCGGACCUCUCCAACAUUAUGGACUCUGUCAACGCGACCAAGCGCGGUGUCAUGGUGCAGGCGUCGACGCUCGGUGCGCUCGAAGCACUCCUCGAGUUUCUUCGGUCGUGCGACCCGCCGAUCCCGGUGGCGUGCGUCAACAUUGGUCCGGUCCACAAGAAGGACGUAGUCCGCGCCAGUGUCCAGCUCGAGCACAACAAAGAGUACGCGACGAUCCUCGCAUUCGACAUCAAGAUUCAAAACGACGCCAACGAACUCGCCAACGAGCUCGGCGUGCGCAUCUUCACGGCCGACAUCAUCUACCAUCUCUUUGACCAGUUUACGGCGUACAUGGACAACAUCAAGGCGCUCCGCCGCGAGCAGUUUGCCGACGUCGCGGUCUUCCCCGUCGUCCUCCGCAUCAUCCCGACGUGCGUCUUCAACAAGAAGGACCCGAUCAUCCUCGGCGUCGACAUUGAAGACGGUAUCCUCAAGGUGGGCACGCCGCUUGUGGCGAUCGUGGGCGGCGCGCUCGUCUCUGUCGGCCGCGUCGGCUCGAUCGAGAAGGACAACAAGCCGACCGAGACGGCCAAGAAGGGCGCGAGCGUCGCGGUGCGUAUUGAAAGCGACUCGAACGUGACGUACGGCCGCCACUUUGACCACACGGCCAAGCUCUACUCGCAUCUGAGCCGCGCGUCCAUCGAUGCGCUCAAGGAGAACUUCAAGGAGGACCUCGCCAAGGACGACUGGCGGCUCGUCAUUCGUCUCAAGGGCGUCUUUGGCAUUAUCUAA